Messenger RNA from Microsporum canis CBS 113480, 912 nucleotides. Its product is annotated as mitochondrial 54S ribosomal protein YmL9. The transcript is spliced from 2 exons. Gene Ontology annotation, molecular function: structural constituent of ribosome. Bases 1 to 912 code for a protein of 303 amino acids. The record is from RefSeq and is a predicted model, not a curated record. Lineage: Eukaryota; Fungi; Ascomycota; Eurotiomycetes; Onygenales; Arthrodermataceae. Gene Ontology annotation, biological process: translation. Gene Ontology annotation, cellular component: ribosome; mitochondrial large ribosomal subunit.
AUGCCUCCGCGGCUACCUCGAAACUCUCUACAGCAAUUGUUUGCGCCGGUCACAACCUCCCAAUUAUGCAAUGCCUCCAGAAUCACCGUGACCACGGCCAUACGGUCCUUUGGCAUCAAGCCGAUGUAUCCCCCUAAAGUCAGCCAUAAACACCUCGACGCAGACGUACCGAUUCUUGCAUCGCAUCCAAUAGCAGCUCAUCUGCGAAAAGCUGCUACUUUGCCUCUUCGGACGGGAGCCCUCGCCAUCAAGAAGGGAAUGACAGCCAUCUACGAUCCGGAGACUGGCGUACGGACUCCCUGUACUGUUCUCCAAUUAGACGGUGCCCAAGUUAUUUCACACAAGACACUCGAGAAGAAUGGAUAUUGUGCUGUUCAAGUUGGGUCUGGGUUUAAAUCUGAAAAGAACGUGACAAGGCCGAUGUUGGGCCAUUUCAGUACAAAUGGUGUCUCGCCCAAACUAUAUAUACACGAGUUUAGAGUCAAGGACGAGACUGGGCUGCUACCAGUUGGGGAGGUUAUUAAUGCUGAUUGGUUUCAGGAGGGCCAAUAUGUCGAUGUUCGGUCCAACAGCCGUGGAAUGGGAUUUGCCGGUGCUAUGAAGAAAUGGGGAUUCCACGGUCAGGAUAGAAGUCACGGUGUCAGUUUGACACAUCGUUCUCUCGGUUCUACGGCUCCUUCUCAAGGCGGUGGUUCCAGAGUCUACCCCGGAAAAAAGAUGCCUGGCAGGAUGGGCAACCAUCAAGUAACGUUGCAGAGUUUGAAGGUGCUAAAGGUUGAUGCCGAAAAGGGCAUUGUUGUUGUCAAGGGGAGCGUUGCCGGUCCCAAGGGACGUUGCGUCAAGAUCCAAGAUGCAAUUAAGAAGCCAUGGCCAAAAAUCGAGGCUACAAAGCCUGCCCCGGUUGAGGAAUGA